AUGCAUCCAAAACCUGCAGGAGAGAAUCAAGUUCACGGAGGAAAACAGAAAGAAAUCACAGAGACAAAAGAAGCUCUGAAACUACAUAGAAAGGAGAUGGAGAAUAAUGAAAAGUUUACUGUAGAAGUUCCAGAGUUUUUUUAUGAAGGAGCUGUCUGCUGUACAGUCUGUGAGGAGAACUGUCACCAUCCUGGAUGCACAGUGGCCUGGUCUGCUGGAAGCUGUGAGGUCAUGAAAAAUGGCCGCUGCACAUCAUGUACCAGGAAGUGUCCAGUAUCAGCUCAUGUGAAAGAAAAGUGGAUCUAUGUGACCAAGAAAAGGUACGUUAAGAAGACCAAUGAAGACAUGAAAAACAAAUAUGAAAUGAAUAAAACUAAAGGUCAGAACAAGCAAAGCCUUUUUGAAAAUCUUGAAGAGGAAAUGAACAAACUGACAGCAGAGAAGUCAGAGUUACUGGAUGAGUCCUACCAGCAUCUUGUCAGACUGGAGCAGAUCGCUCUGAAAACUGAUUCAGCGUCCACUCUUGACCACUUGGACUUCCUGAUUGAGAAGAUUAAGGAGGAGGAGGGUGAAGGAGACUCAGAGAAAGUCGUUAAACUGGGGGAGAUGAAGAAGAGAGUGGCUGAAGCAAACAAAUCAGGGCCAAACAUUUUUGACAAACUAACAGCAUAUGGGAAAAAGAGAUAAGUCCAGUCCUGAAAUCUGAUCUUCUUUCAUCUGAUUGAUACCUUGGAUUCUUCAUGUGUGUUCAUGCUCUCAAUGACUGCUUGAAAUAUUUCUGAUGACUCAGACCGAGUGGAAACGUUUGGAUCCUUUCAUGUUGGACUUGAUUUGUUCAAUUUCUCUAUAUUCUGUUCUGACUCCUCAAUAAAAAAAACAACAA
This is a messenger RNA of Oreochromis aureus, 883 nucleotides long. RefSeq lists its product as uncharacterized. The transcript is spliced from 2 exons. Lineage: Eukaryota; Metazoa; Chordata; Actinopteri; Cichliformes; Cichlidae. The coding region runs from base 1 to 687 and encodes 228 amino acids. The record is from RefSeq and is a predicted model, not a curated record.